GCCACAGAACAACAAAUCGUGUCAUGAUUCGUCGCACGGAAAGUUUGCCACCUCGUCACAUUACACUCUCCUACCAACAACGUCAGCUGCCCGACAGUCUACGACGCGACUUCUGUGUCCUCCAACGCUCACGCCGAGUCAGUGCCGUGUUGAAUUCCAAGUCAUUUCGCGACGAAUUGGAGACGAUUGUUCAACUGCAAGCCGAGGAGGGACCAACCAAACAGCGCGAAACGUUUCGGCGGGCUGAUGAUGUUGCUAGGGAAGUAGCAACUCAGUCGGCCAAUCAGAUGACGUCCCGGGUGAAGAGCACGAGCCCUGUGACGUCACUUUCGAGGGCUAGUUGUGUUGUUCCGGUUGCUGAUUUGCGAGGAGCGUUGGCGUUAAAGUAUGGCAAGGCGGAGAGGAUUGCUAGGAACAAGUUGGCGUCUUUGUAUCGACUGAUUGAUAUGUAUGGGUGGUCGGAUGGCAUCUAUGGACACUCGAGUGUUCGUCUAUUGCAUACGAACAACGAGUUUCUAAUCAAUCCGUUUGGUUUAUUGUAUCACGAAAUUACGGCAUCGAGUCUUGUGAAAGUAAAUAUUGACGGCGAAAUUAUUGAUCCUGGAUCAACAUCGUUGGGGAUCAACAAGGCGGGCUAUACGCUUCACUCAGCUAUUUAUGCCAGCCGACCGGAUAUACGUUGUAUUAUACAUGUUCACACGGCAGCUGGAGUUGCUGUCAGCUGCAUGAGAUGUGGGCUCUUGCCGAUAACGCAGGAUGCUUUGUCGCUUGGCGAAGUAACGUACCAUUCAUACAGAGGCAUUGUCGUGUCGGAUGACGAAAGAGAGGAGUUAUCGCGUGACCUUGGAUCAGAAAGCAAAGUUAUGAUUCUUAAUAACCAUGGGUUGGUUGCUCUUGGUGACACCGUGGAGGAGGCUUUUUAUUUUUUGAACAUAUUGGUGAAUGCUUGCGAGUAUCAGGUGAGAGCUGUGGCUGUUGGACUGGAUAAUAUUAUUAUACCUGACGUGGAUGAUACGGAUGUGUUUGGAGUGAAUGUGGGUGGGGAUGAUUUGAAGUGGGCUACUGGUCAGCUGGAAUGGGAAGCCGAAAUGAGAAAACUGGAUAUGCAGGGCUACAGAACGGGCCAGAUAUACCAGACAUCGUCUCUUAUUCACUCUUUAUCUACUGUUAACCAACAAUCAGAUGUUGCUAUUCCACCCAUGGCUGCACUACCAACUUCUCGGCCAACUUUCCAGCCAACUUCUCGGCCAACUUCCCGGCCAACUUCUCGGCCAACUUCCCGGCCAACUCCCCGGCCAACUUCUCGGCCAACUUCACAUCCAACUUCUCAUUCAUCUUCACGUUCAGCUUCACCGCCAGCUUCACUUCCGACUUCGCCUCCAGCUUCACCUCCAGCUUCACCUCCAUCUUUCCGCCACCAAACUGAAAAGCAUUUGAGUAAAACAGUCAAGGAAGAGAAGCCGACAAGGAGCAUUAAACGAGCGGGCAAAGAGAAGAAGCAAGAAACGGUUGAGAACAUGUGGAGCUUUUUGAAUAAGGCAGCAUCUCCUCCUACAGUGCGAAUGUCCAAGAGCGAGAGUGAAGUCGAAUUACAAGGAAAUGAUGACUUAUGGAGUUUUCUUGAUGAGCCACCACGAAACCAUACCGAAUCAACCAGAAACGCCCUUGCAUCAAGACCCACGUCGUUGCAAUCCAUACAGUCUAUUACCUCAAGAAAUUUCUCAUCACAAUCUCUUUCAAGUCAUCCUCGAGCUACUUUGUCAUCAUCUACCCCAAUCAGACAAGUCGUAGCCAACGUUGCUCAGUCAACAUCUCGAGCAGCAAGACUCACCGGACACCAUUCUGGCUUGUCUACGCGCCAACAGAUAUCACCAGUUGAUCAUAAAACUGACAUAAAUGGUAAACGUGGGGUUGAGAGUCCGUCCGGUGGUUCAUCGUCUGGAGUCAGUCUUUCGUCGGAUGAAGAUGGUCCACAUUAUGGUCCGUUGAUUCGGCGUUCUGCUAUGGAUGCUGCUCGUACUGUUGAUCAGUUGUCUGCAUCAGCAAUGGGUCAGUUGUACAACCCGAUGUCUGCAGAGUUUGUUAAACAGUCGGCACAAAGAGUGGCACAUAGUACCGACUCGGUGGCAGCACAGUUAUCAUCGGCUGCACUGCCACUGUCAAAUUUCAACUGAGACAGUACAUCAGGAUGGGAUCGUGCAUCAGAAGUUGAGAUCGAUGAGAACGGUUUGGUGUAAGGUUCCACAGUUUACUGUCAAUAGAGAUGGUUUUAGAGAUACAGUUUGUUGUCUAUUUUGGUAAUAAUGUGCAGACCGUGUAAGAAAAUGACAUAAUUUGCCACAGAGUUGGACAAUGUGA
Messenger RNA from Corticium candelabrum, 2358 nucleotides. Its product is annotated as alpha-adducin-like. The transcript has 7 exons. Gene Ontology annotation, molecular function: actin filament binding. Gene Ontology annotation, cellular component: postsynaptic density; cytoskeleton; plasma membrane. The record is from RefSeq and is a predicted model, not a curated record. Lineage: Eukaryota; Metazoa; Porifera; Homoscleromorpha; Homosclerophorida; Plakinidae. The coding region runs from base 24 to 2174 and encodes 716 amino acids.